CACGUAGCGUUGCCUAGUUACCACAUUGCAGCAACUCACCAGCUAAGAGCUGAUAGUGGUGAUGCCUCCCAAGAAGAAAGGUGGGAAGAAGAAAGGAGGGAAGGAGAAGGGAGCCAAGAAAGAGCCUCCUCCUCCAAACAAGAUUGAAGAAGAGCCCUUGAGCGAAUUGUCAAAAGAGUUCUAUCUCAUUCAAAUUCGUGACUUAGAGGAGAGAGUAGCUAGAUAUCAAUUGAAAUGCGACCACCUCCAAACCACUAACGAGACACUGCAGAAGAAACUAACACAGCAAUUAGAAGACCAAGAGCACAUCAUUGCACUCCUAAACAAGAAGAUACAGGAGCAGACAGAGCAGUUUGCUGAGCUUGAUGACCAGCUAGUGGCACUGAGACAUGAAAAGGAGACCGAGAGAGAACGAUUGAUGAGUGAAAUAUCAGCUAUUAGGGAGGAAGCUCAAGACCGCCUUGAUCAGUUGACAGCAGAAAAUACAGUCCUGCAUGCCACACUGGACUCUCUAGAAGAAUUUAAAGUUAACAAAGAGAAGUUGGAAUCUGAGCUGAAGAGCAAGCAGGAAAGGAUUGAGGAGCUCAAGAAAGAAUUUGACGAGAAAAUAUACUCAUUAGAAAAACAAGCUGUCCUUGACAAAGACAGGCUUCGGAAAGAAAUGGUGUCAAAGGUCAACUCAGUUGCUUCAGAGUUUCGUAAAGUCUCGGACUUACAAAUGGCCGACACAACGAAACGAACUAUACAAGAAAACAUGUCAAUCGGUCGCCAGUUGCAUCGAAUGUCAGACAAGACAACGGAGCUAAUGAAAGAGAAUGAGAGACUGAAGGAGAGGGAGAAAGAACUGUGCCGACGUAUGGAAAUAAUGGAAGCAACGGAGAGAGAUGUGACAAGAAAGAAUAUUACCAACCAGAGAUUCCUGGAGAUCCUUCGUGAGAAGAUACAGGAGCAGGAAGCUGUGCUAAGUGAGCAUAGUGACUGCCAUGAUGAGAUACUUGCACUUAAAAAUGAGCUGGAGCAAGCUCAGUUUACAACAGUGACACUCACACAGCAAGCAGAAGCAUACAAAAGUAGCAUGAAGGGACUAGAUGCAGAGCUAAAGGAAGUUCAUAAGGCUCACGAGAAAACUAAAGAUGAAGUGAAGAGUCUUAAAGCGCUGCUCCAAUCUGCUACUUUCACACUCAAAUCAACCCUAAUGGCAAGCCCUGAGGAUGAAACAAAUAGAGACCCACUAGUAGUGACAUUACUGGAUUUACUAAAAGCAGCUCCUAAUGGUAGGACAGGGAGCAAGAACCAAAUAGGAGGAAUUACUAGUUAUAAGCCUGGUGAUCUGGGGCUAGUUCCUGGACAUUUGCCGCCGCUUCAGUGUCAGCCAAAAAGAUAGAGAAAACUAUUUUUUAUUAUAAAAGAAGCAAAAAAACUAAUCAACUGUUAAUUGUAUGAAUCUUUACAAAAUUAAUUGAAGAAAAAAUAAAAGAGUUCCUAAUUGUGUGAACACUA
Molecule: messenger RNA, 1500 nt
Organism: Amphimedon queenslandica
Lineage: Eukaryota; Metazoa; Porifera; Demospongiae; Haplosclerida; Niphatidae
Product: cilia- and flagella-associated protein 157-like
Exons: 8
Coding region: 62-1384 (440 amino acids)
Cellular component (GO): ciliary basal body; cilium
Molecular function (GO): microtubule binding
Source: RefSeq, a predicted model, not a curated record